AUGGCUGGAAGUUUUGUAAGAAGGCGUCUGCAACGUUGUCGGCGAAAAGCUAUACGUGUGCCAAGGAGGAUCUUGGAUCGAUCAAAUCCACUGGAAGGAUUUCCAAGUGUUGUGGGGUGUGUUGACGGGACAAUGGUCAAGAUAAUAGCACCACAAGUGAACGAGGCUGAUUACAUAUGUCGCAAAGGUUAUUAUGCCAUCAAUGUGCAGAUGAUGUGUGAUGCUCGAUUUAAAAUCAGGGACGUGGUUGCUAAGUGGCCUGGUAGCGUCCAUGAUUCCAGAAUUUUCCGGGAAUCACACCUCUGCAGAGUUAUGGAGGAAGGACAGCUGCAAGGAGUGCUGUUGGGGGACUCAGGAUAUGGGUUAAAACCAUAUUUAUUAACGCCAUACUUAGCUACAGAGACAUCAGCCACACAAAAGUUUAAUGCCGCUCAUAGCAGAACCAGAGUGACAAUAGAACAGGCCUUUGGAGUCUUAAAGAAAAGAUUCAACGCCCUGCAUUCAGGCCUGAGAACCGGCCCAGAGAGGGCUUGCCGGGUGAUCACUGCAUGUGCCGUCCUCCAUAACAUCGGCCUGGAUAGGGGAGACAUAUUAAGAGAUGUCCCCGAGAUCACUGCAAUAAAUGAAGUCUGUGAAGUGCCCCUUCCAGAGGAUGUCCAGGGUCGCACAGUGAGGGAUCACAUUAAAGACACAUAUUUCAGUACCAGUAUCGUAGGGUCAGGAUAUAAUUUGAGUCCACAAACCAAGACUAGUGCUUCAAACAAGACCAUGAAAAUCCAGGUCGUGUCACAGAAGUUGCUGGCACGAAAAAGAUCCUUCACUGCUCAGUGGUCCUAUGUCCAGUAUAAAUCUAAAUUUGCAGUUAUCCACUGA
Messenger RNA from Saccostrea cuccullata (small rock oyster), 873 nucleotides. RefSeq names its product putative nuclease HARBI1. The transcript is spliced from 6 exons. The record is from RefSeq and is a predicted model, not a curated record. Lineage: Eukaryota; Metazoa; Mollusca; Bivalvia; Ostreida; Ostreidae. The coding region runs from base 1 to 873 and encodes 290 amino acids.